AAGGCGGUAGCCGGCGGAGAUACAGAGGGGAAGGUCGCACUGCUGCUCAGUUACUGAAAGGCAAUGGAGGCGAACGAAGCAGAGAGCCGGCCUGCUGCAGAGAAACGUACCAUAAGCCUCAGUGGUCAUGUGGGUUUUGACAGUCUCCCUGAUCAAUUAGUCGGCAAAUCUGUAUCUCAAGGCUUCUGUUUCAACAUUCUUUGUGUAGGAGAAACUGGUAUAGGUAAAUCAACAUUAAUGAACACGCUGUUUAACACCAUGUUUGAAAGUGAAGAGGCUACACAUUAUGAACCAGGUGUUCGUUUAAAGCCACAAAGUUACAUGUUGAAGGAGAGUAACGUAGAUCUUAAACUGACUGUUGUUAAUACAGUGGGAUUUGGUGACCAAGUGAAUAAAGAAGAAAGCUAUAAACCCAUUGUUGACUACAUUGAUGCACAGUUUGAGAAUUACCUUCAAGAGGAGCUGAAGAUCAAGCGCUCACUGUAUGAUUUUCAUGACACAAGAGUUCAUGUCUGCCUGUAUUUCAUUGCUCCCACUGGUCAUUGUCUCAAAUCAUUGGAUUUAGUCACUAUGAAGAAGCUGGACAGCAAGGUAAAUAUAAUUCCCAUUGUAGCCAAAGCUGACACAAUUUCUAAAAGUGAAUUACACAAAUUUAAGAUAAAGAUAAUGAGUGAACUGGUCAGCAAUGGUGUACAGAUCUACCAGUUUCCAACAGACGAUGAUGCAAUGGCAGAAAUCAACUCAGCAAUGAAUGCCCAUCUUCCAUUUGCGGUUGUUGGCAGUAUGGAAGACGUGAAGGUGGGAAAUAAACUGGUGAAAGCGCGACAGUAUCCAUGGGGUAUUGUUCAGGUUGAAAAUGAAAAUCACUGUGACUUUGUGAAGCUGCGAGAAAUGCUGAUCCGUGUUAAUAUGGAAGACCUCAGAGAACAAACACACACACGUCACUAUGAAUUAUAUCGACGAUGCAAGUUGGAGGAGAUGGGGUUCAAAGACACCGACCCUGAUAGCAAACCAUUCAGCCUGCAGGAGACCUACGAGGCUAAAAGAAAUGAAUUCAUGAGUGAGCUGCAGAAAAAAGAGGAGGAGAUGAGGCAAAUGUUUGUCACGAGAGUUAAAGAGACUGAGACAGACUUGAAAGAGAAAGAAAAGGAGCUUCACGACCAGUUUGAUCAACUGAAGAAAACACACCAGGAAGAGAAAAAAAAGCUAGAGGAAAAGCGAAGAGAACUGGAAGAAGAAAUUAACACAUUUAACCGGAGGAGAAUGGCAGCGCAGACACUGCAGGGGCAAUCUUUCCAGGCUACAGGACAACAGCCAGUCAAGAAAGACAAAGAUAGAAAAAAUUAAAGCUUCAUACACGUUUAAACCUAUCAGUAUGGGAUUAUUUCUUGUGACUUUAAUAAGAAUAGUUACAAUACAAAAAAAAAGUCUCUUUGCUCUAACUUUUCCACUCCUCCAUACAAAAUGGACAACAAAUAUUUCAAGGCGAAACUCGAGCAGAAAGAGCCAGCAUCAAGACCUGUAAAACCCUGUUUGGACAAUCAUUGCAUGAAUUUUGUUUUUCCAUGAAUUUCAUUGCUGUUACUCACCCUAAUUUCAUAGUUUGAUGCAUUGGUUUCAUUAUGUUAAUCUUCAGAUGAAUUGUUCACUUUUAUUUUCUAAAGAGCCUUUUUUAACGGAACAUUGACACAGAAUAUAUAUCUAUUUAAACUAUUUUUGUAAGCAUCUCUAGUUAAAAUAAAAUUUAAAAAUAAAAUACAUUGUCAAAUGACAUUGUAUGAAAUGUAUAUGCAGUAACAACCUAAUUGUUUUCUUAGCUUUAAGAUGUAAUGCACCAAAGAAGUGAAGCUUUAUUCAUAAUGUUUUAUAGAUUUGAUUUUCUUAAAAAUGAAGGAUGUUUUUUAAUCUUGAAGUCAUCUCUUGGGGAAUGCCCGAAUGUGCAAUUUUCUGCAAAAUUGUUUAGUCCUGGUUCCAAGUUUAGGAGAAAGAAGUUCUGUUUUAUAUUCUAAAAUGGGAUCUUCAGAAAGAAAGUGGGCAACACUUGUGUUUCCCCAUCUACAGCUUGUUGGAUGCUCCGUUUCUUACAACUGGUAUAGAGAGUAGAAUAACACAUGAUACAAUUUAAACUAUUGAAAUACAGCAAAUUGUUUAAUUUUUGGAUUUCUUUAGACUUCACAGGAAAUGCCUGGUUGCGUUUAACAUCAAUUCAUCUUUUAAUGUUUAAUAUUUGGGGUUAUGUGUUGACCAUAUGGAAGAAGUACUAGCCUUUAUCACUUUUACUUUUCACUCCCUAUGCCAAACUCUCCCUUGUAUUUUUGCACUUAAUAUAAGGGUGGGUUACAUUGUCAUGUCCAUAUAACAGAUUAGUUAUGCAUUCUUUUUUCUAAGUAGUGAAAGAAAUAAUAUUAUAAAUAUCUUGCUUUACACACACUUGUUCCGAAGCACUCUACACAUAAGCAGUCAGAUAGUUAGAUGAGCUCACUGGGUGACACAGAUGGUGGAUAAGUUGUAACUUACAUUGGUACCUGUCUUGUAGUUUUAUUGCAUGUCAAAAUAUUUUUAAGUUAAAUUGAUCAGUAACUGAUGUGCUGUGGGAGUAUGAGACACUAUCUUAUAUUAUUCUAUUGUCUUUUCUCUUGUUUCAAUGAGAUUCCACCAAAAGAUCUUUUAAAUAAGAUUGUUUGGCAGCAAAACAUAAUUGAUGUAAGGAAUUAGAGAUGAAUUAGCCCAUGUUGAGGUGUCCCUUUUUUAGGAAAGGUGGUCACUGCAGCAUUUUAUAGCUUUUCUACCUUUUUGAAUGAAGGAAUUACAGUUUUAGAUUACUUCAAAAUUUAGAUUAUUUUUUGUUUAGAAUUUUUAACUGAAUAUAUAUAAAGUUGUAUGUGUUGGAUUACAGAGAAGGCCCAAAGAUAAAUUUUUUGUUUUGAAAAUAUCCCUACUUUGAAAAUUACUCCAGUUCACAGUGACUGUAUUAAUUUUGGUGAUCAGUCAACAUAUUGAGAACAAAAUGUUUUAAACAAAACUAAGAACUUUGUUUUUAUAAUUAAAUGCAUGUAUCUACGAAAUAGCAUAUAAGCUUCAAGAUUUUGUUUAGUAUGUCAGUUUAAUAUAAGUUAACCAGUAAUAAUAACUCCUUUAGUGCAUACACUUACAUGCAUGAUUAAAUCAACAGUAAUAUAUUCUCAAUGAGCCAGGCAUAGUACUUUUUUGAUUUGAAUGGAUUUAACUAUGAUGGAUUUGUAUUAUUCAAUAAGAUGCCAGGUGUGUCAUGGUUUAUAGGUACAUAAUCAGCCUUUCCCUGCACCUUGCACUUCUAGUACUGCAACUAGCUGCAGGAAGACUACAGAAAGGUACACUUAUGCGUGUAAAUCUCUAUUGUAAUGACUUAUUAAAUUGAUCAGCACUUGCAUAACGUAUCACGUCUGAUGUUAAGUCAAAUAUAAGGUUAUACUUCUAUACCUCUUUAAGAUUAAUCAUGCAUUUUGUUUACUCCCCAUAGCCUAUAGUGCUGUAAGACAUGAUUAAUCAUUGGGAGUACCUGUUUCUCAAUCAAUGAACUUGCUAUUUUGUGUUGACACAGUUCUACCAUGAAUACCACCAUUGUGUUUUAAGGCAGACCAUUUGGGUGCUUUGCAAAUUUUAUCACAAUAGAUCAGAUGAAACCUGAAUUUGAUGGCAGCUCUGGUUUAUGAAGUAAACCAAUAUGAACAGAAGUGGCAACUUUAUGCUGACAUGACCAAUAGGUUUAUGCUUUUUUUUAAACAUUUUAAUUUACAUUUAUAGUAUUGAAAGGGUCUUGGUUUGCUUGCUGUUUUCCAACUGCGCUUGUUUGGUCAUGAAUUUCUUGAAUUCAAGAGCAAGGUGUGAAACAAUGAUAGUUAGGUACUUUAUUAAAUGUAAAAUAAAUCUUUUGCACAUGCAAAUCUACUAGAUUUUUCUUGAUUAAUGUCUAUUUCUUCACCAUUUGAAUCAUUGGUAUCAUUCAGAAGGAUCAUGCUAUGGUGAACAGUCUCCUGAUUUUCAUUCACAACUAAACUGUAGAGAUUAAUUGUGCUCGAACAAUAUUAAUGAAGAAGAACUUAGAUUGGCCUAAAACUCCAUCUGCUGGUAGAAAAGAAAGAAUUCUGAUUCAUAUUUGCAGUUCAGUGUAUAGAAAUGCUCAUGGUGGAUGUAGAGAGUGGAUGCCAGCAGGUGGACAGACAAUGAGAAGGAAAAGUCUUGAAGUAAGUCAUCCAAAGCAUUCAUUCACCUCAUGGCUAAUUAUAGAACAGUGACAGAGGUCUGCUGUGGCUUGUUUAUUUACCUUUUGGGCCCAUGAAAACAGAGUGAGGACAUCUGGUGGCUGGAAACUUAUGCUCCUUUUCUUGCUAUGGUGGAAUGGAUUGAAGUUGAAGAUGCUGUGAUCUCCUCGUUGAAAAGUGAAUUACAUUCAGGUGGCCUUUUUCUAUAGUCAACUAGUUCUCAGUUGAAGGAUAGCCAGCUGUGUUGAGGUAUCAUAAAUUUGCUGGCUUUUAGUACCUUUUGAAUUCUACCUCACUCUAAUUUAAUACUUUCAGCAGAGUAGGCAUUAUUGGACAAAAUCGGGCUGGGACAGGGAGGAGGUGACAUGGUAAACAGCUACUAUCCAACUUCUGACACGUUAAAUCUGUCAGUCAUUGCAUGACUUGCACUGAUCUGAUCUCCUUUCAAGCUGAACCAAAUAAUCUGCCCCUUCAUUUUUAUUUUGGCUUUAGAUGAAGAUAUUCCAGUUGCAAGUGCGACCUGAGUUUGACUUUCGGGUAUAAAUGAUGUGCAGUUUGAAAUUCCUUGAGAAAACGAUAUUGUAAUAUCUCAUCAAUUGUACACAAGUGCACACUGUAUAAUCUCUGGAAGUGGAGAGAUUUAUUUUUUAAAAAUCAGGUUCAACUGAAGAUGUAAUUUCUCAUGUCAUUGGACCAAAUUAUUCGAAAGCAUAUUGUAGGAAAACAAGUAUUUUUGCAUUGUUCCUUGUCAAGGGUGUUUGCUUUGAAAUCCAUAAAUAUUUAUAAAGUUAUAUAAUUUUUAAGUAGACAUUAGAGUUGAAAUUGAAUUGUUCUAAAACAUUUGCAUGUAAUGCAAUUACUAAUAUUGACUUGAAACUGUAUCACUCCAUAUAGUAUUCCAGUUCAUUGUAAUUUUUCAUAUUUUUACCUUUGCUGUGUGCUUAUGUAAUUCUUAUCUAUCUUUCAGCCACUGUAAUUCUUUGUACCUGUUGGUUUGCUCAGGUCAUGUGCUUUAGUGGAAGUUUUGAACAUUGUCUUCGUACUUGGAACAAACCGUUUAAUUGUUCGUUGUGUGACAGUAUUGCACUGACAUCUACCAUUGACUGUUAUCAAUUUAAUUAUAUUAUGGCAUUUCAUUUAGUUAUUCAUUUUACUCCAGUGUAUUGUGUCCAUCUUUAAUUUGAUGACUGAGUUUCCAAAAAUGAUCUGCAUACAGCAAAAUGAAAAUGGUUAUUUCUGUGCCAGAUUAGUCUAAGUUGUGUUUUAAAUGUCCUGUUUUUUUAAUUUUCAUUAUUU
Molecule: messenger RNA, 5537 nt
Organism: Hemiscyllium ocellatum (epaulette shark)
Lineage: Eukaryota; Metazoa; Chordata; Chondrichthyes; Orectolobiformes; Hemiscylliidae
Product: septin-8-B-like
Exons: 10
Coding region: 64-1347 (427 amino acids)
Biological process (GO): cytoskeleton-dependent cytokinesis
Cellular component (GO): septin complex; septin ring; cell division site
Molecular function (GO): molecular adaptor activity; GTP binding; GTPase activity
Source: RefSeq, a predicted model, not a curated record